This is a messenger RNA of Daldinia decipiens, 1790 nucleotides long. RefSeq names its product multidrug resistance protein fnx1. The record is from RefSeq and is a predicted model, not a curated record. Gene Ontology annotation, biological process: transmembrane transport. Gene Ontology annotation, molecular function: transmembrane transporter activity. The transcript has 3 exons. Bases 1 to 1683 code for a protein of 560 amino acids. NCBI's taxonomy places the organism in Eukaryota, Fungi, Ascomycota, Sordariomycetes, Xylariales, Hypoxylaceae.
AUGGACCAGACCAAGGCCGAGUCACCCAGCGACUUAGAUCAUGCCACACGUAUAAUAGAUGACAGCAGCUCUCACUCUGAUAACCUUACCACCGGGAAGAAGUUCAACCAGAGCAAGCGGUUUUGGGCUAUUAUGGCUACUCUUUCGGUUACCGGUAUCCUCAGCGCCCUCGAGAAUACGGUCGUAACUACUGCGCUACCCUUCAUUACUCAACACUUGGAGCUAGGCGACAACUACGUCUGGGUAACGAACGUGUUUUUCCUAACAGGCGCCGCUGUCCAACCCUUUUUCGGGCAGUUGGCCAAUAUCUUCGGACGCAGAUGGGUUACCAUGGUCAUUGUCUUCUUUUUCACCCUCGGGAGCGGAAUCUGUGGCGGUGCCACAAAUGGCGCUAUGCUAAUUGCUGGUCGCGCGGUUCAGGGAAUCGGCGCUGGCGGUAUCAAUAUUAUCAUCGAUAUUAUUGUGUCUGAUUUGGUACCUCUUCGGGAGCGAGGAAACUAUAUGGCUAUAGUUCUUCUCGUGUAUACCGUUGGGACAGCGUUAGGCCCAUGGGUUGGCGGCGAAAUCGUAGCCCAUACUACCUGGCGAUGGGUAUUCUGGAUCAAUCUUCCUGUUGGUGGCACCGCGAUGGUUAUGAUCUUCUUUUUCCUCCAAGUUCGGUAUAAUAAGGAGAUGUCGUUCCUUCAGAAGAUAAAGCGCAUCGACUUCGGUGGGAACCUGAUACUAGUUGGCGCAACGGUCUCUAUCCUAUAUGCACUUACCUACGGUGGUACUAGGUAUACUUGGUCCUCUGCCAAUGUCGUGACAUCCCUGAUUAUAGGGUUUGUUGGUCUGGGGAUUUUUAUGUGGUUUGAGACCACCAAAUGGGCAAAGGAACCUGUUGUGCCGCCGCGCCUGUUCGCAAACCGAACCUCAUGCGUAAUUUUCGGCAUCACAUUUCUCAACUCGGCACUAUUAUAUUGGGUUCUAUUCUUCCUUCCUGUAUACUUUCAGACCGUUCUUGGAAGUUCUGCUGCGAGAGCCGGAGUGCAGAUCCUUCCCUCCGUUCUCAUCGCAAUCCCGGGAGCAAUCGCAGCAGUACUUCUCCUAGCCAAGUUUGGGCGGUACAAACCGCUUCAUAUGAUUGGAUUCGCCAUAUGUACCAUCGGCUUGGGACUCUUUACCCUCUUUGAUCCAAAUACUACAACAGCCGAAUGGGUCAUCUUCCAAGCCAUCACUGCGGCUGGCUCAGGCUUCGUGCUAAAUACUCUGCUACCCUCAGUCCAAGCACAUUUCGAAGAGAAAGACCAAGCAGCAACAACUGCUGCUUGGUCGUUCAUGCGCGCCUUUGGUAGCAUUUGGGGUGUUGCUAUCCCUGCUGCUAUAUUCAACAACCGCUUUUCUCAAUUAGACCGUGCUGUUGCGAACCCACAGGCGCGUGCGAUGUUUGAAGGAGGUGGUGUCGCUUACGAACGCGCUCAGGCAGAGCUUAUAUGGUCUUUUCCCUCGCCCACGCGGGGUGAGAUCAUUAGUGUCUAUAGCGAUAGUUUACAGCGAGUAUGGCAGAUCUCAAUCGUCUUCUCAGGGUUAUCUUUUCUACUCGUAUUUCUUGAGAAACAAAUCAAGCUACGCACUAGCCUCGAAACCGAGUUUGGCAUAGAGAGAAAUCAAAAGAAGCAUGGUAUCGAAGGGGGUAAAAUGUGAACGGGGAUAAGAGAGGCGCGACCGAUAAACCUGGUGAUAAUGAUGUUAUGCUUGGCUGAUACCUGACAGCUAAGAAAUGGGUGUAGAUACUAAGUAAUAUCCUGACA